Molecule: messenger RNA, 2365 nt
Organism: Haplochromis burtoni (Burton's mouthbrooder)
Lineage: Eukaryota; Metazoa; Chordata; Actinopteri; Cichliformes; Cichlidae
Gene: angptl5
Product: angiopoietin-like 5
Exons: 8
Coding region: 1075-2223 (382 amino acids)
Source: RefSeq, a predicted model, not a curated record
AUGUGCAGAAGAGAAUGGAUGGAUGGCUAAUAUUCAGGCUUUACCCAGGCCAGAUCCGUACUUACUCUUUUAUGUUAGGCUAACUCUCUCCCAGCUCUGUCACAUUUACUGUGCUGGAAUAGGAGAGUAUCAAUCCUCCCUGGUAACACAAACAGAUUUUAAUGUACUGUAUGUUUGAUUAAUUGCUUGAUUAAUCACGCAGUCAUGUCUAAAUAUACUCAUUAUCUCAGCUCUCAUUUACUUGUACAGACUGUUUUACAAGAGCAUGUAACGUGGGACAGAUGUGGGGGCCCAGAGGCUGCAGCAUGUGGCUUUUUCACAUUCCUGUCACUGACCAUGGCUGUAAACUCACACAGGUUAAGAACAGCAGCAAAUCUUCAGUUUGGCAGUUGCAGGACAGUUUUCCAGGGAAAUGACAGGCUGGAGUCUGAGUGGAAUGCUUUCUUUACUGCUUCAGUGCCAAGUUAACUGAAGUAAUUGUUCUGACUGUCAAGGAGGGUGAGACUGUUUUCAAACAGAGUAACUGGGGGGAAAUACGAGCAGCAAAGACACCCUGCCUUCACUCCUCCCUACCUUCAGCUGUAGCUCCCACGCAGAGACACAAGCAGAGGGAGAAGGUUCCUACAUUAAAACAAGCUGCCCAUUUCCCUUUUCCACAUCUGUUUCUCAUGCUGAUGGCAGGAUAUAACCUGUAAAACAACAAUGCUCAGUAAUAGACACACUGAGGGGGAAGGUAAUGGCUCUGAAUCAGCAGAUUCAGCUACUUGCCAGAGUUUUAUCAACAAAUGUGACCUCCUCUUUUAAAGGGUAUGCUGUCAUGGGAAUGUAACAAGAGAAAGUAGGAGUGACUGAUGGAGGUGGAGAAAGAGCAGUUGGACAGGAAGUGUAGAGAAAAAAAAGUAGUUUAAAAAAUGAAAGGAAGAUGCAGAAAUACUUCGUAGAUGAGCAGAGAAGACGAUUAGAAAAGGAAAGAAUUUGUGGAAAAAUAAGAACAUAUGAAGGCGUGUCUGCUGGCGGACCGAAUUCAGCUCCUUCAGCUCCUGGUGGAAAUAAUCACAGUCAGAAAAGACUGAGAUGAUGUGGACAGCAGCUGUCAUCCUGCUGCUUUUGCCUUCGCUUCUUUCCUACGCAGACAACGAGAACAGAGGUAAUAUAAACCAAUCGGAAUUAGACAAUCGAGAUUUCGCUGAUGUUCCUGUCAAAGAUCAGAGACCUCUUGGUGAAGUCAAAGGUCAGGACUCAUGCACCAUCCCGUGUGACAUCACUGUCAAGCUCCUGCGAGAUGAGAAACAAUCCAUUUGUGGUCAGCUGCAGCAGUCUUUGCUUGCGUUUGGACGCAGCAACAGAAAACUGAUGAGGGAUGUGAUGGAGGCGCAACAGAGAGCUCUGGACAUCCUAAGCAGUCAGGUCACAGAGUUGAUGACCAAAGUGCAAACUCUCAGCUUGGAAGUUCAGAGAAGCAACACUGAGAUGUACUCCAUGAAACCUGUACAAUCUCAUGGACGAGACUGCAGCGACAUCAAGGACAACCUCGUGUCAGUCGUCCCCAAGAUCCCCAGUGGCAUUUACAUAGUCCACCCAGAGAACACUGACUCUUCAUUUGAGGUUUUCUGUGAGAUGGACUAUAUGGGAGGCGGAUGGACGGUGAUGCAGAGGAGGAGUGACGGUUUAACUGACUUCAAAAGAUCCUGGGAUGGCUAUGUCGAUGGCUUUGGACACCUUGCAGGAGAACACUGGUUGGGCCUGAAGAAGGUGUUUCACAUAGUAAACCAGAAGGAUACUCGAUUCCAGCUUCACAUUGCUCUAGUCUCCCAUGACGAUGUCACCUCUUAUGCAUCGUAUGAUGACUUCCGCCUUGACAGUGAAACGCAGUUCUUCAGCAUACACCUGGGCAGAUAUGCAGGUGAUGCGUUUCGAGGCUACAACCAGGAACAGAACCAGGACACGGCACCGUUCAGUGCCUCAGAUGUCGACAAUGAUGGCUGCAACCCUUUCUGCUCCAUUGGCAAUUGCACGGUGGAGAGCUGCAGCAUUCACCACAACCACACGGGGUGGUGGUUCAAUCAGUGCGGUCUGGCAAAUCUCAACGGCUCUCCCGAAGACACAGAGCGAAACCAGGGGCAGAGGACGCACAUCGUGUGGGACACCUGGAGACACAACGGAGUCCCCUACACCAUCAAAUCUGUCACCAUGAAGAUCAGGAGGAUUGCAACCAAUAAUUGAGAGAUGAUGGGAAGAAAUGGAUCAUUGCAAUGCAUGACUAAAAGCUUCAUUAAAACAGAAUAUAGUUCUUCUGGAUUACUAUUUUCACUGUGACCAACAUAAAAUAAAAUAAAAUCAGCCAAUUACUUAUGGUGUUCUUCUU